AAGAAAUGUAAAAUGGUUUCCGUGUUUACAUAGCCUGAUGUAAACACGCGGGAGGUUAGGAGAACACGAGAUAAGCGUAGGAAACCACUCCGCUUCGCGUCGUGGUUUCCAGCUUAUCAGAGCGCGCGUACUAUUUGAAUUAUUUUAUAAAGGAAUAUGAAACACGCUCGCACAAUUGAAUUUGAUAAGACAAAUUUACUAGCUAUGUUAUAAAUAGUUGCGAUAAACUGUGAUACAGCACAACACAACUUAAAAGCUCUUAAAAGGUUAAUGCUGUCGAUUUAAGAGAAAACACAACUAAAAAACAAGACAAAACCGCGCUAAAAAUCAUUCCACGCUAUCAUUUGAACUGACUUCACUCUGCGGCAAGUAAGGACACAGCACGUAGUCAACGAACAAUUAGUCUGAUUUAAAAUAAGGAAAACUUUUAGAUACAAAAUAAUACGGUCUUUAGAAAGGCGGACGGAUUACAAGAUGUCAAAAAAUCGCAUCCUCCUCUGGACAGCCCCACGGUGCGUCUCAACAGCGUUUGAGAGAUCGAUUAUGAAUCUAAAGAAAUCAAAAACCUUUCACGAGCCGUACUCACAAGCGUUCUACUUCGGUCCAGAAAAGCAAAGUGCCAGAUAUGCCGCUCAAGAAACAAAACAACAAGCGACCUACCGAUCGAUCAGCAAAAUGCUGCAAAAGGAGUACGAUGACAGAGAUUUCGUCUUCUCCAAGGAAAUGGCCUACUGCGUGGAAAAUAAAAUGGACAUUUUUGCAGAAGAAGGUUUCAAGAACUUUCAACAUUCAUUCCUCAUUCGUCACCCUCUUAAAGCUGUCUAUUCCUUGUACAGAGCCUCCACUAACCCGAAACUCACAGGAUGGGAUUACUUUGACCCUGCAGAGGCUGGCUUUCGUCAAAUGCUCGAGUUAUAUGAAUUUGUUGACAGAAAUAUUCACGGCAAUCCCGUCGUCGUAGACGCUGACGAUCUCUUGGAUUAUCCCAACGGAAUUUUACAGAGUUAUUGUGAAGCAGUUGGUUUGAAGUAUGAAGAGACCAUGACAUCGUGGGAACCGGGUCCUGUGUCUGAAUGGGACCUCUGGGCGGGGUGGCACGAAGACUUUUUGAAAAGCACUCGGUUUAAACCAAGAGCCAAGAAGAAUAUGCCUCACGCAUUCACUGCGUUCGAUUUAGAAGAGCUUCCCCCUGAGGUGGCUGUUGUGGUAGAAGAGUGUAUGCCGUACUAUGAAACACUAGCAGCUAAAAAGAUCUCACCAAAAAACAAUGAACAAUGCUAAAGAAUCUGACUUAAUCUCCCUACUGAAGAAUAUAAGUAAUAUACAAUUCUGCUAUUUAUCAAAUAGGUCUAUAUAUUAUUUUCCAUAUGGUUAGUUCACCGAAGAGGGGGGGGCAGUGGAAAAUAAAUCAAGCAAGAUUUUGCUUUUCAAUGUCGAAGAAUUCUAUGAUGGAAAACUUUUUGUCCAAUACAUCUUUGGUCAAUUACAUAUAUUAUCACGUCGGAGACAAUCUUACUCGACAGUUUGACGAAGAAUACAUCUGCUUGUUAAGCUUUCACUAACCGUUGUUUUCAAUGAACAUCGUUCCCGUAUAUUGAUCUAUUUACUUGUAUUUGAUGUUAAUUUGAAUUAAUGUAAAUAAAAGC
Pocillopora verrucosa is the source of this 1646-nucleotide messenger RNA. Lineage: Eukaryota; Metazoa; Cnidaria; Anthozoa; Scleractinia; Pocilloporidae. The record is from RefSeq and is a predicted model, not a curated record.